AACUGCAUUUCUCGAACGGCCUUCAUCUUCGUCGUUAGGGACGUUGCGUCUGAAUUCAGACAAUGGAAAGCUCUGCUAUUAAUCACAAUCCGACCGCCGACGAUGAACAGGAGCGCAUCUCCCGGCGAGUCCGACGCCUCUCCUUGCAUCUCACACCUGUAAUUGCUCGUCCUCUUCCUCUCGACGACAAUCAGCAGCUUCAGAUGCUAACGUGCGCUAGGGCGAAGCUUAAUGUCAGCAAGGAUCUUCUCUCCGAUUACAUGAGAGGGAAACACAAAGAUAUCCAAGAAAAGAUCUUCGAAUAUUUCAAUUCCAGACCUGAUCUCCUAACGCCGGUGGAGAUCUCCAUGGAUGAACAUAGGGAGCUUUGCAUGCGACAGAUUCUGGGAGUGGUUAGGGAAGCUGGCGUCAAACCUUUAAGAUAUGUCCACGAAGAUCCUGAAAAGUAUUUUGCAAUCGUCGAAGCUGUUGGGAGCAUCGACACGUCGCUCGGCGUUAAGUUUGGAGUGCAGUACAGGUAA
Macadamia integrifolia is the source of this 521-nucleotide messenger RNA. RefSeq names its product acyl-coenzyme A oxidase, peroxisomal-like. The record is from RefSeq and is a predicted model, not a curated record. Lineage: Eukaryota; Viridiplantae; Streptophyta; Magnoliopsida; Proteales; Proteaceae. The transcript has a single exon. The coding region runs from base 63 to 521 and encodes 152 amino acids.